UGGGUCAUGCCGGGCCACUAACGGGCUUGGGCCGUGCCGGGCUGCUUUUAAGCGUGCCGGGCCCGUGCCGUGCUCGUGCUUAGUGGCCCGUUUGCCACCUCUACUAAAGAUUCUCGACUUCUUGCCUAAGUCUAUGCUAACUCUCUGUUUAGCUUUUAAAGGGGUUUUAGUUAGUUUCCUUCUAAUUGGCUUUAGCAGAUGAGCGAGAUGAGCUCCUAGGGAAGAGAGUCACUUACUCAGCAGUACAGAAUGAGAAAUCCUUAUUCGGUACCAUUCCAGAAGAUUCGCUAGAAGCACAAAAAGUGCCUAGCUCCCUAAAAUACUUGGGAAAUUUGUUGAAAGUAAAUAAAGCUACUAACAUAACAACUAGCCCAAUUAACUCGGGCCUAAGAGAGCAGCCCAAGGCCGGUUGGGCCCAAACCCUAGCAAACCAGCCCAAACUUGGUUCAGUCGCCCAGCGCCGCCAUUCAAUCCCGCAUUGCCACAACCUUGACUUUGCUGAUCCCAGAUGCCGCCAACGAAGCAACCUCAACCAUGAGGCCAGCACCGUCGCCACAGACCCCAGAAUUAGAGCAGUUCGACCACGAACACGGAGAAGUCACACCAGAACCGUCGCUGAGGUACAAUUUGCCAAACUUCGAUCAACCAACAUCUAAAAACGCUGCCCCCGAGCCCAACCUAACUCAACCGGCAGAGCUCGAAGGCCCGCUUGACAUUGUGUGCAGUUGGAUGAGCGCAAAUUUGCAGAUGAAGCCCGGUUUUUAAGGUGCCUGCUCGAUAGAGGGAUAAGCCUUUAGAGUUUUUAAAUUCGCAAUUUCCCUCAAUAACCUUAAUAAAUUGUAGGUUUUCACUCAAAAAAAUAAUAGAUUUUUUUUUGGUCUGUACUCAAAACAGUUGGUAAUUAAUGAACUGGGAAAAUAUAAAAGAAAAAUUAAAAUUAAAUUAUGAGGGAAAAAUAUAAACGAACAAAAAGAAAAAUUUAAAAAGACAAAAAAAGAAAAUAUAAAAAGAGGGACGGGAGAGGAUUUAGGGUAGCCAAGACCGCUGUCUUCACCCUGAAGAAGAGGGUAAGCCGCUCUCAUCAGCCAUGAAUGAGUUACAGGAGAAACAGGAAAAGGGUACGACGAACGUGGUCCUUCCUCUAGAUGAAGGAAUUCUCAUUGGGACUUGUUCAAGAUUAACCAGUGAGAAGGGUUAUAUAGUUACAGAUACGUCAACAAAGUUCAAGAUUUUGACAUCUACUGUAGGAGUAGUAGUGUCGGGUUUUAUGGGUAGAGCUGACAAUGUUUGGGAGCAUUUAAUAAAUUGGGUCAAAGGUGAGGUGGAACCUACCGUAUAUAGGGUAGCAAGUGCUGCUCAUCAGUAUAUGGAUAUUCACAGGUCAAAGGGCCGGUAUAAUGCUACAUUUAUAUUUAUUGGACAUGAUUAUGCAGACAAUCAUCUGGUGCCUUACAUAUUUAGGGUUGAAGAUCUGGCUGCUCCACCUGAUGAAGUUAGCAAAGGUGUUAGUUUUGUUAUGGAUUGUGAAAAAAUAAUUGUAGCUGGGUCGGGCGGUGGAUGGGCAUUGACCAAAUUAAAUAGUUGUUGGAGGGAGAACAUGAAUGUUGAGGUUGCAUAUCAUGUUAUCAAGUCAUCUUUGUUAGAGUCUGCGCUUAAAGAGAAGGACACGGGGGGUAUUUUCAGAUUUUUUUUUAUGAGCCCACGAUUGCGUACUCUACGUGCUUCCCAUGUGUGUGACUCAUAUAUGGAAAAAUUUGAAGAAUACCAUGAGUCUAAUCAGAGGGCUAUUUUCAUAUUGUGUUGUGAUAUUGGAAAUGCUACUCAUUUCUCCUACACAUUCAGGCAUUAUGGUAAAGUUGAGCAUAACCAAUGCCUUUUUGAGGUUGACAGAGUUAGUUUUCACAGAAUAGAGUUUCAAAAUGCACAAUCUGUUGAUUCGGCAAUCAAAGAUUCUAAAACUGGACAGUCGAUAGAAGAGCCAUUCUGCCACUUUCGGACUAUUCAACUUAUAGCAUCAGAUGGCUUUGUUGGUGAGGUUUUUAUCAGUAUGGCUUCACAAUUGAUAUUAGGAAAAGUUAUGGAACAUUGGAAGUAUGUUGAGGCUUGAAGUGAACGUUGGUAUGAAACCCAAACUUUCAAAUAUGUAGUUACUAACUGAUAUGUCUUGUCUUCACUAGGCCGGUACAAUUCAAGCAUUUUCAAUUUAAUAUUUAUUGUCUGUUCAAAGAUCUGCUUUAUUGUUGAAUCUAUAUUUUAAUGAAUUAGAGAGGUAGAUAUAAAUAUAUGUUGUUGAUUACAAAUGUC
Messenger RNA from Rosa chinensis, 2304 nucleotides. RefSeq lists its product as uncharacterized. Bases 1088 to 2107 code for a protein of 339 amino acids. NCBI's taxonomy places the organism in Eukaryota, Viridiplantae, Streptophyta, Magnoliopsida, Rosales, Rosaceae. The record is from RefSeq and is a predicted model, not a curated record. The transcript has 8 exons.